Messenger RNA from Prorocentrum cordatum, 1971 nucleotides. The record is from the annotation of a GenBank genome assembly. NCBI's taxonomy places the organism in Eukaryota, Dinophyceae, Prorocentrales, Prorocentraceae.
AUGCGGAGCCUGGACAAGGCCGCAGCCCGCGGUGAAGCCAACCAGGCGUGGCUGCGGGCGCACGAGCGCGAGCGCGAGCACGAUAAGGGCGAGACCCCACGCUGGGAUGGAGUCCCUGCCUGCGCCUUCGCGGCAAAGUCAGCGCUCCCCAGCGGCGACCCGCUCUCGGACGGGAAAACCGCGGCGGUUGCGACGGCCUGCGCCGUUGUCUCCGACCUGGCCAAGAGGCAGUGCAUUCAGUGGCUGUGCAUUCAGGGGGACAGGGCUCGAUUGGAGAGCGAGGACGGGGUCGCGGAGUCGCAGGAGCAGACGCUGUUUUCCGCCGUGCCCUCUGGGCCCGGCACGCUCGACGCGAUGGCGCCGUGGCAUUGCGAGGACGAGGCCCGCGGAACAGCCCCGCCGGUGGCGACCGCGGCGCCGCCAGCGCGGACGGCGCCCUCCGCCCUGUCGCCUGGGCCCUUGAACGGAGUGGCGCUGUCGCCGUUGUCCUGCGAGGACGGGGCCGCCGACGAGCUCCCGCCUGAGGCGGCCGCGGCGCACCCCUCGCCGCCGCCCCCGCUCUGCGAGGACGGGGCCGCCACCGCAGCGCCGCCGGAGGCGGCCGCUGCCGGGGCGCUGGCGCCGUCGGAGGCUGACGCACCCGCCGCCGAUGUGUUCCCGGGCUGCGGGGCGCUGCCGCUGUCGCUGUCCCUCCACGAGGACGAGGCCGCCGAGGAGGCCCCACUGGGGGCGGCCGCGCGGGGAGUCAGCAGACUGCUCCCCGCCCCGCUGCUUCCCGACCGGAUGGCCUUCUCCUGCCCGGCGACACCGCCGGCCCGCGAGGAGGAUAUUGGCCCCUCGCUGAGCCUCGCCUCGGCAUCGGCGUCGUCGCAGUCGCCCAUGUCGGUUCUGCUGAAGCCGGCGUCGGCGUCAGCGUCGCAGUCGCCGCUGUCGGGAUUGCUCAAGCCCACCGCGACAACCUCGUCACCGCUGUCUGCUGGGUGCAUUCCAGAGGUCCCGGAGGAAGUGUCUUCACUGCCACGGGGAUCGCUGCUCGGCAGGGGCUUGAAGGCGGUGUCAAAGGAGGUUCAGCGCAGGCGCUCAAGGUGGGAGGCCGCUGGUGGCCCCGACCAGGCCGACCGCGACCGCACCAAACGCCACGGGGGCAAGCCGCUGCGGGGCGCGGGGGGCGGCAGCCCUUGGCAGUCGACCAGCAGCGGCGCCCACCAUGCGGCGCCAGCUCGGGAGGCCCGCCAGCCCCGCGCCUCGACGUGGCCCCAGGACCCGGGCCACCCCGAGCGGCACCCCGCUGGCGCGCCGCCGCCGCGUGGCGUGCCCGCGCCGCUCGGCGCCCCGUCCCGGGGCGCCUCGCUCCUCGCCGCGGGGCUGCGGGACGCGCGCCGGCACGAGGCCAAGCGGCAGAGUCAGGCUUGCGUGGACGGCCUCGCCCAGACCUGCCCUGCCGCGUCCUCCACGGCCGUGCCGGACAGCUCCACCGCCGCUGCCAACACCAACAGCAGCCCAGGCCCCAGGCGAGAGCGGCCCAGCGGGGGUUUGCAUGACGUGCAGCAGUCGCGGCCCCAGGCGGCCCUCGGCUGGGCGGAGCACCGCGAGGGCGCACAGGCGCAGCUGUCCUCACCGCCGGCGCGCGUGCCGAGGCCGAGCCCCGUGUGCGCCGCGGCGCACCCGGGGCCGCCCGCUGCGCAGCGCCGCCGAAGGCCGGCCUCGGCCGUGACAGGGCGUCCAGCCCAGGAGGUCCUCCUCGAGGGCGCCCACCUGCCGCCGCCGCCAGGCCGCGGGCUCCACGCGCCGCCGCGGAGCGCCCCGUCGCGUGCCGCGCUUCGAGGCAGCAUGGCGGUGUGGGCGGCUGCGGCCGUCGCCGCCGUGCCUCCGGGGCUUGCCACAGGCACGGAGCGGGCAGGUCUGUUGCGGGGCGCGCGGCCGCAGCCGGUCGGGGGCGUGUUCUCGGUUGUGGGGAAGGACGCGGGGUAG